AUGGUGAACGACUUGAAUAUUUCUGACGAUACGGUGAAAUUUGUUGACGACACCACUAUCUGGGAGAUUGUCUUCAAGUGUCAAGAAUCCAACUCGGCCCUACCGUCUCAAAUUACAGAAUCUACUAAAUGGGCUUCUGAGAAUAACAUGAAAUUGACACCUACAAAAACAAAAGAAGUUCGUGUUGGGUUUUCUCCUCGUGAUCCCGGGGCUCUUCCGCCGAUCACCAUUGACGGUCAUGAUAUAGUUGUGGCCCCGCAUGCAAAAUUAUUUGGUGACAUGAUCUCUAAAGAUCUUAAAUGGAUCGAGCACGUUGAUUAUAUCUCCAAGAAAGUUUCGAAGCGGUUGUAUGCCUUAGGAUUACUUAAGAGUCCCUCUAUACCAGCGGGCAAGUUAGUUCGGGUUUAUACCACCUGCGUUCGACCAAACUUAGAAUUUUCUUACGAGGUAUGGCACUAUAGGUUGGCGCAAUACUUGAGCAGCGAGAUCGAGAGUAUUCAACGCAGACCCCUUCGUAUAAUCUUUCCUGAUCUCAAAUAUGAAGAUGCGUUAAUUGGUACGUGCUGGUGUGGUGUCACUGUUCCUGCGGAGAAAGACCAUUUGCGAGAAACUUUUCGAUCAAAUGUGUGAUGAAACAUCCCAUAAACUCCAUUCUCUGGUUCCCCCAAGACAUAAAACAGGAUAUACAGUCUUUCAAUACCAAAGCAUAGGACAAGUAGGUUUGCUAAUAUAUAUAGUUUUAUUAUGGCCGGUAGUAAGGCCUACAACUCUAGUUUUAAAUAAUAGUUUAGCUACAUUCUUACCUAGAACUAUCAAAAUUAACAACUUGUAAAUAAGGAGUGUUUGUAGACAUUUUUACUUAUAUGCAUGUAAACCGGUGUAAUUCAGUUUUUAACUGCAAAAUUGGUAUCUUUUAAUAAAUUGAAAUUGAAAUAAUUCAAAUUCCCAGCAAGUUCGACGACUUCGACCUAACAUUCUUCACCCUCAAAACCUAUGUAGGCCCACGUUUUCUCUAAAUAUGGAUGACGUUUCAAGACUUGGUGUGAAUUGUUUCUGAAUAUACAAAUAUUGGAGGAGUAGUAUUUCCAUACAUCUUGCUUGACUGCAGCUUUCUGAUUGUAAAGAUUUUUGCGCUUUUUUAUGUAGUGUAACAAAGCACUACAUUACUGGAAUAUUGGGAAAUCGAAAUUUUUAAGAUAUAUAUUCACUAAUUCAGACUGACUUCACUAUUUUUUCACACUAUAAAAUCAUACUCAGUUUCGCGUUCCUGUUUUUAAAGAUUCUGGCUUUUCGCGUUCCUGUUUUUAAAGAUUCCGGCUUUUCGCGUUCCUGUUUUUAAAGAUUCCGUCUUUUCGCGUUCCUGCUUUUAAAGAUUCCGGCUUUUCGCGUUCCUGUUUUUAAAGAUUCCGGCUUUUCGUGUCCCUGUUUUUAAAGAUUUCGUCUUUUCGCGUUCCUGUUUUUAAAGAUCCCGGCUUUUCGCGUUCCUGUUUUUAAAUAUUCCGGCUUUUCGCGUUCUUGUUUUUAAAGAUUCCGGCUUUUUGCGUUCCUGUUUUUAAAGAUGCCGGCCUUUCACGUUCUUGUUUUUAAAGAUUCCGGCUUUUCGUGUUUCUGUUUUUCCCGUUCCGUUCCCAGAUUCCCCGUUCCUGCUUUUAAAGAUAGCCCUAAAACAUUUGCCUCAAAAGACUACCAAAAUCUACCAAGGAUUAAUUUCAAAUUUAUUUUCAUUAAAUGAAUUCAAAUUAAUUUAGUACGCCUUUCAAUAGGCAUUAAAACCUCGAGAACUUCACGUCAAUAUUAUAUUAGGAGUAUGUUAACUUACCUUUAAUGAUUCAAAUGAUACAGGUUCAACUGAUUAAUUUGUAUGGGAAACGUAAAUGCCACCGGUAUAUAUAACCGGUUUUGGGUUCUUUAACGUUCGGUAUAAAAUAUCAUUUAUAGGCCGUUCGCUCGGAGACUUGAGCGAAGUAUUAACACAAUUGAGUAAUAUUCAGCCGAAUCCCACUCGUUUCGGGUCUAUAUUAACAAUUAGACAACGAAGCCGAGUUGUCUAUGAGCGAAUAGAACGAAGGCGUACCUUGAGUUCACUAUUCGUCAUAGACAACGAAGCCGAGUUGUCAACCCAAAAUACAAACUACAGCCACAAUUUGAAAGAUUUAAAAUGAUUUAUUUCAACAUUCGCAUGACGCUUCGCUUACGGCUUUUUUAUUUGCUUUUCGCGAACAACCCGGCGAAACGUUUUGAAAAUAUAUUACAAUACGCCCAAAAAAUAAGCGAAGUUCUGAUAAUUAAUUAAUUAUAAGACGAAACAGGACUUGCUGCUGUAGUUUACGUUAAAUCCGCGCGUGGCUCGGGAAAAGAGAAUGUUAUGACAAAACCCCUCACCAAUGUCGUACACUAGAUUAUGUAUAUAAUCACUAAAGGAUAAUGAUAUCGGUGGUCCGGGACAUUCAAUUAAAACAUGACUAUACCUAUUUUGAUCUAUUUUUAUUUACCAUAUAUCAUGUUUAGAAUGGGAGGAACAUUAUUUUAAUAGAGUGUGGCCCAAAUGGAAGGAUGGAAUGCAUAAUGACAUGAAGGAAAAGAUCAAGAAUAUUGGUAAGUAUGCAGUCGUAGUCAGAUAGAGAAAAUAACGAAAUCAGAUUAGCCCCGGCGGCUCGUCCAAUUUUGGCAACAUUUCCAAACAUCACUCAUACUAUUUUAUCCCUAAUUGUACGAUUACCUAGCAUGAUUACCUAGACUUAUUUGAACACAUCAUUGACAAUAUCGCAUGAUUACCUAGACUUAUUUGAACACAAACUUGGAAAAUCGUAGUUUCUAAUUAUCCGAGCUGUGCAGCCAUUUUGUUUAUUUAUGUAGAUCACAAAUCAGGCAAUCUUGUUUGUUGUUCACGCUAGCUACAUCACAAAUUAGGUUAUUUACAAGUUAUUAAUCCCUUCAAUGUGGCUCGACAUAGUUUUAAAAAUAUGGAAAUUUUACGAUUUAGAUCCGUAUUUUUUGAUUAAUUAAAAUCACUUCACUACGUUUGAAAUGGCGCGGUUGAUGUAACCGUAGAAUAAAAUUCCAAAUGACGCGGGCCAUCAGAUCACCACACUUUGGUAUAUAAAAGGGCCUGUGAAUUGAACAAGUCACAUAUUAUAGCACUGAUAAAGAUCUGGGCUUACGAAUCGAAAGCUUUGCAGUAAUAAAUUUACGUGGUAUAUAUUUAUCAUUUAUAGACCCGGGGCGAGGGGGAUUCGGCGUAAUAUUUCCCGAAGUGAUGAUAUUUUCCGAGGGGCUUUGCCCCGAGGAAAAUAUUAUCAAUGAGGGAAAUACCGCCGAAUCCCCCGAGCGGAGGGUCUAUAAAUGAUAUAUUUUACCAAAAGUUAAAGAACUCGCUAAGUUCAGAAUAAACUUUAAAACUUGCUGAAUAUUAGCCUAUAGACUACGCGAAUACGAUUUUUAAUUUCUUAUGUAUACCUGAGUUUUUGACGUUUCCUCUUUAAUUUAAAAUAUUUGAUUCUGUACGAAAAUACGAAAUUACAAACAACAGCUCGCGAACGCCAUAAUAUUGUUUCAGAGCGUGAUUGUCCACGCGUCACGCGUGAGCGUGGGAUACUAUAAUAUCCCACGGUGGAUCUGCCGUGGGAUAUUAUAGUAUCCCACGCUGGAUUGCGAAAUCAUGAAUUUGAGUGAAAUACCGUAAAAUAAUCACAUUAUCACGUGGUACAAAUGCUGUUUUUCAUUGGACAAUUUGAAUUUGAGGUAUAAUAUAAUAUAAUAUUAUAUUUUCCGAACAUAUACUGUAAAGUGUUUGAAAAAAAACCCGGUUGUUGUGGAACAGGAUAAUUUUAUUAAGAAUAUUUUCAAAAUUGAAAAUCCUCUAAAAAUAUCACUUUUAAUUACAAAAUUAUCAUGUACAAUUUUCCAAAAUAUAAUAUAAAAUAUAAGCUUCAAUUUAUUGUAAAAUUCAACCAUGCACGAACGUUUCGGAAAACGUUUUAAAAUGUUCUUAAAAAUAAAUUUCCUUUUAUCGAUAAACUUUGAGUCCGAUAUACAAUAAUUUCAAAUACUCGCAUGAAACUAACUUUGCUUUCCUCUUGAUUUAAAGAAUUUAAUGUAAUGAAAAAGUGUAAUUAUACGCAAGGAUCAGUUUUCAAAGCAAUUAUAAAGCAACCAUACAUAAAUAUUUAAAACAAUCUAUUGCCCCAACCUUUUUUAUGAACAGUUUGGCUGCACGUCUCAUUAACGAUUUUCGGGUUUCUGAAUAAGGUUUUUCAGUCUCUUGUAGCAAACAUCGGCGUCCAUAUUUCCCUUCUUUUAGCAAGUCUCUUUUACCGUCUUCGUUUGGUUUUUCUUUAAUAUUUUAUUUGUUUCAUUUAAAGGUAGGGUACAGUCCAUAUGUAAACAAAGCCUUUGUUUACAUUUCGGUAUUGAAAAUAUUGAACAACUAUUUAAUAUUCGACAACUAUUUAAUAUAUUUUCAUUUUUCUGCAGUAUAACAAAUUAUCAAGAUACAACAAUCAGGCUUUGCAAGAACAGAAAAUGAAAUAAAAACCUAAUUAAUGUAUUUAUAACACGGUAGGAGACUCCUGUGUGCGCAUGCGCAGAUCGGACUGUACCCUAUCUUUAAUGUUUUCUUAAAUGUUCUCAAAAGAACUUGUAUAAAAAUCUUUCGUCUUUUUUCCCCGUCUUCUCCUUUUUCCUGGUCUUCGUUUGGUUCCACAAUGUUUCUUUAAUACUUCAUUUGCUUAAUUAUUUUUUAAAGUUUUCUCAAAAGAACCCGUAUAAAAAUCAGUUUAACCACGGGCUUUAGGACAAAUUCAUUUUGACAACAAUAGUAUUCUAUCUAAAUAGCAGUUAAAAUAAAGUGUACGGCACCUGAACUGUUCAAAAUCUUGCUUAUGUAUCCAUAAAACAUUUGCAUAUGCAAACACUGUAUAUUUUCAAAAUCCGCCAUAUUUAUUUACAUUAGAACCCAAGCUUUCGCGGUUCACAUGAAAUAUUACGUCGGUGAUUUUCACUAAUAACAAGAGGGUAGGAUCAUCCAAUUUUUAAUCGUUCGAAGCGCGAGGAAACCAUGCUUCCAUAUAUGGCACAAACGUGUCCUCAACUUCUUUAUUUGGCACAAACGUGUCCCCAAAAUAUUUUAUCGAAGUCGUUAUGAUGUCAUAAGAUUUCUCCCGUUCGGAACGAUUUGAACAGGCCACGUGGUACAGAACCCAGACAGCUGAUAGGGUUAGCGAGUGACAACUCCCAAUUUGAUCCUACCCUCUUCUUAUACUUAUUAGUAGUGACAAUCACCGACGUAAUGUUUCGUGUGAACCGCGUAAAUAUAUAAAUGUAUUAUGGAUAUAGAAGAAAGAUAUUGAACAGUUCAGGUGCCGUACACUUUAUUUUAACUGCUAUUUAGAUAGAAUACUAUUGUUGUCAAAAUGAAUUUGUCCUAAAGCCCGUGGUUUAACAAAUCAGAUACUUUCAAAUAGUGUCUGUUUAUAUUAUGAUGUUGCAAUGCAGUCAUCAUCAAGCGAAAUUUAAUCUUGACCAAUCUUUUCCAUGACAAUCCCCCAUUUUCUUGAGAUCAGUGCGAGCCGGGAGGUCCACCCUUGGAUCAUAGCCAGACGCUGGCGAUGUUUCAUCAACUUCACACUUCGGUAAUGCUUUCCAUUUCCCGGGUGUAAAUAGCCGAGCGGAAUUAGUACCCACUCACCGGGCUUACGCACGGAACGGCGCUUUGCGCCAUUGGGUCCGCUGCAGAAGCCAAAUUCAUGAAAACAAAAGGUUCGUGAAGUAUAGAUGGUGCGUGAAGUAUACAAAUUUCCGAAUACUUAGUUACUACAAGCGUAUCUACAACUACUAUGCAUUAGGCUGCAGUAUUUACAAGUUAAAUUAAACCCUUUAAAGUGGCUCGAUAUAGUUUUUAAAACGAGAAAAUUGACGAUUUAGACCUGUAUUUAUGAAAAACAAAAAGUGUAUUGAAUUUAAAAGUUUUUCAAUUAUUGUGACAAUGCCUCGACGAAAACUUCCAUUGCGUAUAGUAAAAGAAACCACUUUAUGGAAUAACAUUUGGGAUCAUCGAUAUCGUAAAAAAUCAUCAUAAAAAUUUUCGGCCAUCUUGAAUGUCCUUGUUGCCAUAGCAACAGCAGUUGCGUAACGUUUGAAAAAAUUUGAACCCUUUAGAUCUUGUUUUAUGUCAAUAAAAUAUUUUUUGUUUUUCAACAAGUAACAACUGUCCAAAAAUAUGGAUCUAAAUUGUGAGUUUUCCAUUUUUUGAAAACUGUAUUGAGCCACCUUAAAAUGAAAUUGAAGAAGCUAAGUUCAAGAACAAAAAGUACGUGAAUUAUACACGUAACCAUCUACCAGUCAAUGCAGUAUUUUCAAAUGUAUCCGGUUUCAGUAAACGGCAGUUCGGUUUGGGUUGCAAUUUUUGCGUUAGAUAGAAGAUCUAUAUAGAUUCUAAAUCAUUUCAUGCGCGCUGUUUGCGGGUGAGGUCCCAGCGGUUAAGAGCACUGUUAGAGAUAGGAUUAGCAAUAACUAACAUUAACCGUCUUCGAGAUAUGAAUCUAUAACUAGAGCAGGACCUGUAUGACAUUAUUGUUAUUUAUAAUUUAACCUAUGUAAACUAUAUUUAGGUGCUUAUUACAAUCAAACAACCAACAUUGUCACUGACCAAUUGAAAAGGUUGUUAGGAAACACAACUACCAUUGAUGAAGAAAUCAAGGUGUGGGAAAAGUGGAUUAACAUAUGGAGUCAGUUUACAUUGGAAAGUUUUCUUGAAAGCAAUAUUGAUGCAAUCAAAGCAAAGGUUCCUGAAGACAGUCGACAAGAUUUAGAUAUGGCGACCCUUGCUAAACUGUUGCCUUGGUCCAAUGAUGCAGUGCGAGGUUAUGCUGUAUUUACCUAUAUUCCAUUCCUUCACAAUUCUCUUACGAAGCUAAAAGUAUCUUCGUGUUCAGCUAGGACACUGGUGGUCGGCUGA
Molecule: messenger RNA, 6955 nt
Organism: Paramuricea clavata
Lineage: Eukaryota; Metazoa; Cnidaria; Anthozoa; Malacalcyonacea; Plexauridae
Source: the annotation of a GenBank genome assembly